GUUAGUGUGUGUCUCCCCACCCAUCCCAUGAUAGUUUAAGACCAGUGGCGAAAACUAUCCAUUGCGCUUAGAUAUUUAGUCUUUUCAAGUCACAGUUUUACUUACUUCACAAUUUUACCUCGACCUAUCCACAAGCACCAUGUUGAGGAUUGCAGUUUUGUUACUGUGUGUUGCGGUGAUUCAAGGAGCUACGUUUGCCAGACGCUUCGUCCCAGGCGAGUCCCGGAUCCUCUCUGAUGGGACUGUUUGUGAGGGUAGCCGGAGGUUGAAUGACCAGUGGCAGACACCUGGCAAGUGUAACAAGUGUACCUGUCUUCAGUCGGGGCAAUCUGUGUGUGAAAGUUGCGGUGUGUCAGUGCGGUUACAAGACACCACCGGGAAGUUCUUCUGUUACCGCUCGGCAACCACAUACCCUGGCUGUUGUGAUGACGUCAUAUGUCAGGGAGACACAAGGUUCAACUUCAUGGACUUCCUGAGAUCCGCGUCACUGUAGGCGGUGACGUCGUGAUGACACCGUGCAGUGAGGGCGCCGUUGCUGAAUGGUCUACCACAUUUUGAAUAAGUCAUAAUAUUUUCUACCUUUUGAUGGAAUAAACGUAUUCAUGUGCCAA
Messenger RNA from Haliotis rubra (blacklip abalone), 611 nucleotides. RefSeq lists its product as uncharacterized. Bases 140 to 493 code for a protein of 117 amino acids. NCBI's taxonomy places the organism in Eukaryota, Metazoa, Mollusca, Gastropoda, Lepetellida, Haliotidae. The transcript has 3 exons. The record is from RefSeq and is a predicted model, not a curated record.